Camellia sinensis is the source of this 1419-nucleotide messenger RNA. The record is from RefSeq and is a predicted model, not a curated record. Lineage: Eukaryota; Viridiplantae; Streptophyta; Magnoliopsida; Ericales; Theaceae.
AUGCUAUACCCAACUGGGUAUGUAGUGCCCAAGUUUAUUAAGUUUGAUGGAAAACAAGGCAAUGCCAGAGAACACGUGGUGAGGUUCAUUGAAACUCUUGGUGUCCAUGGCAGUGACCACUCUCUACGCCUUCGGGAGUUCUCCAAAUCACUUACUGAGAGGGCAUACAGCUGGUAUGUGAACUUGGCUCCUAACUCGAUCAAGAGUUGGGAAGAGAUGGUGAACAAGUUCCACACGAAGUUUUUCCAAGUCCAAGAGAAAGUUACAACCCUCACACUUGGGCGAGAUGUCCAAAAAGAAGGCGAAGAUAUACUGGACUAUGUUAAACGGUUCCAAGAUAAAGCUAUUGACUGUCAUGAACCAGUGGAUGAAACCACUUACCAAAGCUACCUUCGUCGUAGCGGAGUUGCUGCGGUAACCUCUACAGGAGGGAGCCGCUUGCAAGGGGAGGCGUCAUCCUCUCGAAAGAGAAAGAGUUAUGAGGACAGAAAUCCAUAUCCUUGCAGCCUUGAGAAUGUUAAGGCCUUGGUUAAAGAAUGGGUAGCUAAUGGUGAACUUACUUUGCCUUUGGUUGAUGUCCCUCCAACGAAGAAGGACAAAGAAAGUCCAGAUUAUUGUAUCUAUCACAGAACCACCAGACACCCUACUAGGGAUUGUUGGACUUUGAAAAGUGUCUUGAAAAAGAAAGUUGACACAAAUGAGCUGAAGUUCAAAGAUGUCAGUAAUCGUGACGUAAAGAAGGACCCUUAUCCUAAUCACAAAGAGAAGGGAAGAAUGUUGGAAGCAACAAAGGCCUUCAUCAACAUUUUUGAAGUACACCAUGCCAAAGUUACUGAGGUCAAGAAGUAUGUGCCUCGGCGUAUCCAGGAAGAUUAUGAGGCCAUUACUUUUUCAGAAACAGACAGGGCAUACCCAUUUCCACAUAACCGUCAUCUUUUUGUCACAGCUUACAUUAAUGAUGUAAAGUUCAAGCGUGCUUUCCUUGAUUAUGGGGUGUCCAUAAACAUCAUCACUACUGACACCUUUGCAAAGGUUGGUAUCCUAGAGUACAGGAUGGUUUGCCAACCCAUCAUCGUGACGGGUUUUGGUGGUGAGAAAAAGGUUACUAAGGGCCAUGUUGUCGUGGAUUUAGCAGUUGGUGAGAUCCGUUCCGCAACUAAGUUCCAUGUGAUCGAAGCAGACACAAACUACCAUAUGAUACUUCGCAGAGCUUGGAUGCACCGAUAUGGGGCUAUCCCGUUAAGUUAUCACCAAUGCGUGAAGGCAAAGUUGGAAAAACGCACAGUAACCAUAAAUGAGUCUGAAAAGCCAUUUAAAGUGGAGGAAGUACACUAUUCGGAUGCAGUUUUCUUUAUUGACUUGUCAAUGGAUAAAAUAUCAAGGACUGGUAAAGUUGUAGGGGUAAAAUUGCUGAAGUAG